UGUACAAGAAAUUGUUUGUGGAGAAACAAACAAUUUUGAAUUUAAGAAGCAGCAGAAAAUAAAUAAAUACUCCACUACAGAUUUAAAAGAAGAAAUAAGAAGUCGUCGGAGCUGCGAGCGCGGGUCUUAUCCUCACUGCCGCAAAAAUCCAUUAUGGCCACCUUGUGUCACCAGCCGCCCCUUUUCCGCUGCCGGAAAAAGCCUCGCCCCGCCGUCAAAAGCACAAUAUCAACAAUUCAUUGCUCCAAAGUGAAGAAUCCCGACCCGUUCAAGGAAAAUAAGCAGGCGCAAGUCGACUACGACGCUGGGACCCACAGGUUGUACACCACCAUUUCCGGCGUCAAGAAGUUCGAUCUCCCCAAACGACACCGUUUGCGGGUCGACGGCGACCGGUUUCAGAAGGACUGGAGCUUGUCGGAGGUGGUCGAGAGGAUUGUUAAGCUUAACCACUGGGAAGAUAUCGAGAGCGUGCUGAACCGGUGGGCCGGCCGGUUUGCACGCAAGAAUUUUCCGUUUCUAAUUCGGGAAAUAACCAACACCGGUUCUAUAGAGCAUAGCAUCCAAGUUUUCAAUUGGAUGAAGAACCAGAAAAACUACUGUGCAAGGAAUGAUAUCUACAACAUGAUGAUUAGGUUGCACGCGAGACAUAAUCGUAUUGAUCAGGCACGCGGCCUAUUUUUUGAGAUGCAAAAACGGAGGUGCAAGCCCGAUGUUGAAACCUUCAAUUCUCUCAUCAAUGCACACGGGCGAGCUGGUCAAUGGCGCUGGGGCAUGAAUAUCAUGGAAGAAAUGCUUCGUGCCGCUAUUCCUCCAAGUAGAUCAACUUAUAACAAUCUGAUUAAUGCAUGCGGAUCAAGUGGGAAUUGGAGGGAGGCUCUGAAACUCUGUAAGAAGAUGACAGAUAAUGGAGUUGGGCCUGACCUGGUGACACACAAUAUCGUUCUAUCUGCGUAUAAAACUGGAUCACAGUAUGCGAAAGCAAUCUCUUAUUUUGAGCUAAUGAAGAAGACCAAUAUUCGCCCAGACACUACGACACACAAUAUAGUGAUACAUUGUCUGGUUAAACUGGGAAAUUAUGAGGAAGCUAUUACAGUUUUCAAUGCAAUGAGAGAGAAAAGAUCAGAAUCUUCUCCGGACAUCGUGACUUAUACGAGUAUUAUGCAUAUGUACUCUGUCUGCGGGCAGGUUGAAAAUUGUCAUUCAGUUUUCAACACAAUGGUUGCAGAAGGUCUGAAACCUAAUAUUGUCUCGUAUAAUACAUUACUUGGGGCAUACGCCUCACUUGGACUCAGCGAACAGGCGUCAUCGGUUUUUAAUGAGAUGGAACAGAAUGGCCUCCACCCAGAUGUUGUAUCCUACACUUCUUUACUCAACGCAUUUGGAAGAUCCGAACUACCGCAGAAAGCCAAGGAAGUAUUUGAUCUGAUGAGAAGAAACAAUUGCAAACCAAAUUUGGUGACUUACAAUGCGCUCAUUGAUGCCUAUGGAUCCAAUGGCUUUCUAGCUGAGGCCGUGGAUCUGCUGCGUGAAAUGGAGCAAGCCGGUCUACAACCAAAUGUUGUUUCAAUUAGUUCGUUGUUGGCUGCUUGUGGCCGCUGCUGUCAACAUGUGAAGAUUGAUUCCGUACUAAAAGCUGCUAAGUUGCGGGGCAUAAAAUUGAAUACCAUUGCAUACAACUCUGCUAUUGGAAGUUAUAUGAGUGUUGGAGAAUAUGAGAAAGCUUUGGCUCUAUAUAGGUGCAUGAGGGAAAAGAGAGUUAAACCCGAUUCAGUUACCUACAACAUUUUAAUAAGUGGCUGUUGCAAGAUGUCAAGGUACACUGAAGCACUAGAGUUUCUUGUUGAAAUGAGGGAUCUGAACAUUCCUCUGUCGAAAGAGGUGUAUUCUUCUGCAAUAUGUGCCUAUAGUCGACAGGGUCAACUUACUGAAGCCGAGUCAAUGUUCAAUUUGAUGAAAGAAGAUGGUUUACAACCUGAUGUCAUUGCAUAUACAGCUAUGCUGCAUGCUUAUAGUGCUGCCGAGCACUGGGAGAAAGCUUUUGCAGUGUUUCAAGAAAUGGAGCUUAAUAAUGUCCAGCCAGAUUCAGUAGCUUGUGCAGCUCUUAUGAGAGCCUUCAAUCGAGGAUCUCAACCAGGCAAAGCCCUGCUUCUUGCCGAGCUUAUGAGAGAGAAAGAUAUUCCAUAUAUUGAUGCAGUGUUCUUCGAAAUGGUUUCUGCAUGUACCAUCUUGCGAGACUGGAAGAUCUUAACUGAAGUUAUCAAAAUAAUGGAGACUUCUCUUCCUCGUAUCUCGGUUGGAACUCUGAAUCAUCUUCUUCAUUCUUUUGGCAAAGUAGGAAAGAUUGACACCAUGAUGAAGCUGUUCCUGAAGAUAGUUGCUUCACGGGGAGAAGCUGACCCAACCACCUAUGCAAUAUUAUUGAAGAAUCUUUUAGCUGCUGGGAAUUGGAGAAAGUAUAUUGAGGUGAUGCAGUGGAUGGAGGAAGCAGGAGUUCCACCUUCCCCUCAAAUGUACAAGGACUUGACAUUUUUUGCUCAAACAAGUAGUGGAACUGAGAAUUCUGCAGCCAUAAGAGAAAGAUUAGAACCCUUCAAGAGCAAAUAUGGUUAUUUGACUGCAGAAGGUGAAAAUAAUCCUUCCCUGCCCACGAACGUGUUGAUCACCAGCACAUAUGCAUGUGAUGCCAGCACAUAGAGGUUAUGAGGACCAACAUCCAGACUGAAAAAGAUGAACAUAAUUACAAGAAGCCCGUCAGUGUUCAGACAUCCUAUGAUAUUACAUCAAACACUGAUGAUGAUGAUGAUGAUGAUGUUGAUGAGGAUAUAACAAGAGAUACCAAGAACGAGAUGCUGAUGGCUCAGUUUUCUCUAAUCCAGCAGCAGAUUAGUAAGCCCAAUCUUCGUUUUUUAGAUAGAGAUGGCUCUGAUAGAUACAAAACUCUGCAAUCUAGAGCUAUUUGAUUACUUUAUUACAAGGUUCUUGUUCAA
Messenger RNA from Salvia miltiorrhiza (redroot sage), 2987 nucleotides. RefSeq names its product pentatricopeptide repeat-containing protein At2g41720. Gene Ontology annotation, molecular function: protein binding. The record is from RefSeq and is a predicted model, not a curated record. The transcript has 10 exons. NCBI's taxonomy places the organism in Eukaryota, Viridiplantae, Streptophyta, Magnoliopsida, Lamiales, Lamiaceae. The coding region runs from base 154 to 2694 and encodes 846 amino acids.